UGGGCGGGGCCGGUAGCGGCGGGAGACGCUCAGGCCAGGGGUUCCGGCUGCAUUUCCAUGAGCGCAGCCGGCAGCCGCGGAGCUGCGGGGACCUGACUGUGGGCGAGCUGGGCAGCUGUAGGCAUCCACGUUCAGGUUAAUUUGAAUAAGAGAUCUGAUCUGACCAGCCCCAGUGUACAACUCUUCAAGGAAAAUUAAUAUUUGCCCUGAGAGGAACAAGUGACAUAGAUCAAGAUGAAUGCCAUGAUGGACACUCCUGAGCUUCCAGCCGUGUUUGAUGGGGUGAAGCUGGCUGCAGUGGCUGCUGUGCUGUAUGUGAUUGUCCGGUGUUUGAACCUGAAGAGCCCCACAGCCCCACCUGACCUCUACUUUCAGGACUCAGGGCUGUCACGCUUCCUGCUCAAGUCCUGUCCUCUUCUGACCAAAGAAUACAUUCCACCAUUGAUAUGGGGGAAAAGCGGACACAUCCAGACGGCCUUGUAUGGGAAGAUGGGAAGGGUGAGGUCGCCACACCCUUACGGGCAUCGGAAGUUCAUCACCAUGUCCGAUGGAGCCACGUCUACAUUUGACCUCUUCGAGCCCUUGGCGGAGCACUGUGUUGGAGAUGAUAUCACCAUGGUCAUCUGCCCUGGAAUUGCCAACCACAGUGAGAAGCAGUACAUCCGCACCUUUGUUGAUUAUGCACAGAAAAAUGGCUAUCGGUGCGCUGUGCUGAACCACCUGGGCGCCCUGCCCAACAUUGAGCUGACUUCGCCUCGCAUGUUCACCUACGGCUGCACGUGGGAAUUCGGAGCCAUGGUGAACUACAUCAAGAAGACGUACCCCCUGACCCAGCUGGUCGUCGUGGGCUUCAGCUUGGGGGGCAACAUUGUGUGCAAGUACUUGGGGGAGACCCAGGCAAACCAGGAGAAGGUCCUGUGCUGCGUGAGUGUGUGCCAGGGGUACAGCGCGCUAAGAGCCCAGGAGACCUUCAUGCAGUGGGACCAGUGCCGGCGCUUCUACAACUUCCUCAUGGCCGACAACAUGAAGAAGAUCAUCCUCUCACACAGGCAAGCUCUCUUUGGAGACCACGUUAAGAAGCCCCAGAGCUUGGAGGAUACAGAUUUGAGUCGACUCUACACGGCAACGUCCCUGACACAGAUCGACGACAACGUGAUGAGGAAGUUCCAUGGCUAUAACUCCCUGCAGGAGUACUAUGAGGAAGAGAGCUGCAUGAGGUACCUGCACAGGAUUUAUGUACCCCUCAUGUUGGUGAAUGCAGCUGAUGACCCCUUGGUGCAUGAAAGUCUUCUAACCAUUCCGAAAUCUCUUUCAGAGAAACGGGAGAAUGUCAUGUUCGUGCUGCCCCUGCACGGGGGCCACCUGGGCUUCUUUGAAGGCUCUGUGCUGUUCCCCGAGCCCCUGACGUGGAUGGAUAAGCUGGUGGUGGAGUACGCCAAUGCCAUUUGCCAUUGGGAACGAAACAAGUCGCAGUGCUCUGACACAGAGCAGGUGGAGGCCGAGCUGGAGUGAGGCCUCGGGACUCUGGCGCUCUCCAGCAGCCCUCCCCUGGGCCCCGCGUUCCCUCGAUGGCUGCUUCAGGUCUCCCAUCUCCCUCAGUGACCUGGAUCUGACCUCACACCCUCAGCGGGGGCGUCCAUCAUGCACACCUGUCUCCAGUAGGCGCUCUCCCCUGGGAGCUCCAGGCUAUUUUUGUGCUUAGUUACUGGUUUCCUCCAUUGCAUUGUUAGCCAUGGUGACAAGCAACAGGGUUCUCACCCUUGUCGGGUUUCAGCGUUUGACUGCUUUUAAGCCAAGUACAUCUAGUUUCCUUAUGUAAAGUGUGUCUGAACAGCAAUUUUGCUUUGCCAAUCAAAAGGCUCUUCCUGAGAACAGCGAAAGACGUGUGUUACUUCGUGCUGGCUGGCUGUACCCUUCUGAAGGGUUCCCUUUCCUAGGCCAGUGCUGAAGACACAGCUGAGCUUGGGAAUCCUAGGGCCUGGGGCUUCCAGGCUGAAACAAACGUGGCCUCUUAAAUGGCCAAGGAAUUCCCCUGAGUCCCAAGCCAAGUUUUCUCCCUCCCUCCCUCCCUCCCAAGCAAUUUCCCCACACCUGGCUGCUGCUGAGAUUUGCAUGGGGCACUUGUUAAAAGUUCAGCCUCCCAGGCCCCUCCCCUUGCACAAGGUCUGGGAAGGGGUCUGGGGAUUUUAAUUUUUGACAAAUGCCCCAGGGGAUUCUCAUCAUCAGGCAAACUUGGGAAACACCUUUCUGGGCACCUUUCGGUCAGACCAUCUUGGUGGCUUGUUUUACUGUAACUUGUAGUCAUUGGUGUCACUUCACCCCCAGGGGCCUUCAGUACAGCAAGGCAUGUUGUGUAACUGCUCUGUGCGAUCACAAUGCAAUGUCCCUGUCCCCACAAAGGUCCUGAGUAGGAGUGGGAAUUUGGGCCGAGCCCUGGCUCUCCUUCUCACUGGGUAUAUGACUCUGUAGGAGUCCCUUUGGACUUGAGUCUCUUCACCUAUGACAUGGGGGCCUUGGACCAGGUCCAUUGACGACAUGACCACCGAUGCUGAAGUUCAAUGACAAACUCAGUUUACUGAGAUUUGAGAGAACAUCCCUCCUGGGACUGUGCAGAUAUCAUCAUUUGCCUUUUUUGUUCCCUGUCCCUCAUUUCAUAUAAAGAGAUUUUAGGGAUCUUUUUAAGCACUUAAUUGUAAUUUUAGUUUUUAACCCUGGUCCCUGUAACUCUGGUUUUUGAUACCAUGCAAUUCAAAAGUUGGAUCUGAGUUUGAAGAAAGAUAUUUCCAACCAAAGGUGUUACUUGAAACUAGAUUUUGAAGGGAAUAGUCUCCAAUUGUUAUCUGUUGGAUGGAUCUUUCUGAAAUGUCUUCUCAAGUGACAAUGUCACUGUAGGUUUCAAGUACUCUUCUCCAAUCCUGUGGUACUUGAAUAUCUAAGAACCCUGCACUUCGAAAAAUCAUCAGUUGCUCUCUGGAAGCAAACAGAGCGAUGAGUGAAGUCAGCUGGCAACUUUACAAAGCUAUUUUCUCACUUUCAUCUCCUCUCACCGCAGGACAGACUAGAAAAUAAUUUUUGGGUCCCUGGGCAGGGGGCAUUUGAGCACCUAAAUGCCAGCCCGCGGGGCUGUACUGGACAGAGUUUGGGUACCGGCCCAAGUGACUGUGACAGUAAUGUCUGUAACCUGAAGAAACUAUUUCCUGACAAUCACCAGAUCACCCUAAUAACAUCAGAAACAGCCAUUCUCUCAAAAGACUGAGAUUUCUGUGGUUUCAACUUUGCUUUGGUAUAAUUUCUCACAGCAUCAAAUUAUAGAAUCUGGCUUUCCCCCCAAAACUGUUGUUUCUUCCGUGCAUUUUCGUUUCAUGUUCUUUUUGCACAAAUUGGCACUUUAUCCUUUGCCCCUCAAUUUGGAAGCUAGUCUUUCUCCUCUGUUACUUAGCUCCUACCACCCAAUCACAACUACAGUCUGGAAGAUUCCUAGCCAUGGUUCCUGCACUGGCCUUCAUCUCUAGAAGGGAUUUUCACUUUUUGUGAAAAUAGGUAAACCAAGCAAUAACUUGAAACAGUUGAGUCACCGUCCCCAGAAAUGAGGGGCUCCUUUUGUUUGCCCGAGACCGCAUAGACAAGAGUGGUGGCCCAGUGCCAAUCACCUCAGGAGAAAAGACAGUGGUCUCACACACAGAGGGACUGGAGGUAUCCUCGGAGCUUGGGGCACAGAUUUGCUAUCAGAAUUCGGGGGCUGAUAGAGGGCCGGAGCAGCUGAAGACUCUAGUGUGCAACCUGAAUGGCGCUUACAUUCCAUUUUGGUUCACAUGACAUCAGCUGAAGCCCUUCAUUCAGGCUGCAGGCUCUCAGGCAGGAAAUGAGCACGGGACCGUGGCUGUCUCACAGGAGAAUCCUUGUUUGUGCCUGAAUGAGCACAGAGGGACUGAACAUGAAGAUGCAAAGUCGCUCAGUCAACAAGGGACUGGCCCUUUCUAUGUAGGUCAUCUUUCCCCUUCCUCUGGGCUUCUGCACUCUUCUCCCCAAAGCCAUUCACUGCUCCUGAGAAUGCAAAUAUUCUCCUUGCUGGGAAGGUCUUAUUUAGGCUAAAACAAGACUGAGUCUUUGAAGAGUGUUGAAAUCUCCUAUUUUAAAAUCGUAUUUGGCAGCAAUAACUUGUCAAAAACUGAGGGGCAGAAGCACCCACUUUUUCCUUGCCCCCCAAACAAUUGGAAGACACUGAUCCUAGUCAUUCUCUGACUUGAACAGCAUCCAGCCUCUUUGAUGUAUUCAUACGAGAAGGGAGUUUAACGGAGUAGAAGACGACCUCUUUCCUGCAGCAAGUUGUACCAAUGAUUCCAGAGCAGAGCGAGGAGAGAAAGUUGUAUUUUGUUGUCAUAUUCCUUAAUCUCUCUGUAGGGAAUCUUAGGCUCUACCACAAGGGGAUCUACCUUCCAAGGGGAGCAUUCCCGACAUGGUGUUAUAUAGAACCAGGGCCCGAGAGACCCAGCCUCUUAACCACUGUCCCAAACUAACCUUGGACAAGUGGGCAAGUCACUUCAUCUCUCCACCUGCCACUCCUCUCAGGCCAUCUCUAAGGCCAUGUCACCUGCCAGGUCAUUGUUGAACUUUUGCUCACAGGUGGCGGGGGUUGGUCACUGCCCACAGCUUACCACAAAGGGCCUGGGAGAAAAGAAGUUUGUUCAUUCAGCUUUUCCCUGUUAGGACAGUGGAUACUGUCCAAAGCCCUGUGUCUUUGACUGCCAUCUCUUCCAGAUCUCCACUGUUACCACAGUCUCCUUGUGAUUCCGAAGGCGGUCUUGUGACUGGCAGCUGCCGGCCACUAGAGUGAGGACAGUGUGUCCAUCCUUCAGUGGGACAAGGCAGAGCAUGGCGAAUUUCCAGAGCAGAAAUUCUUCCUUCUCAGGCUUUCAUUCUAAAGCACAGUCUUCACUGAGCUGAACUGUCUGGGCUGCUGAGCUGGUGUGACCAUCUGAAUGAGAGUGUUGUUUGUAACUGGGUGCCUUGAGAGGUGUUUCGCCAGCUCCAAGGAAACAAUGCAUGUCUUCUUAUUUGUGUUUGCCAGGCAAGUAGAUGCCUGAGAUGCAAAAGGCUUUUCUUUUUUUCUUUCCUUUUUGUGUUUUUCAGCACUGGGGACUGGACCCACAGCCUUCCUCCACAAUGAGUUAUCUCUCCAGCCCCCUUUUUUAUUUCUUAAGACAGGGUCUUGCCCAGAGAGGACUCAGACUCAUGAUCCUCCUGCCUCAGCUGUGGCCUUGACCUAACUGAGAGCUAGAAUAAAGAUCCCUGAAACAGCCCAUCGAGCUGAAGGAACUCUUAGACCUUUGUCCUUUAGGCAGAACAGAGUUGUCCGAGCAUUCCCCGCAGCCUCAUCACAAUACCAUCUGGAACUGUCUUCUCUGCCCACGAAGCCUUAACUUACCUCUAGAAGAUCCCUGGGAAUCAGCAAUACUGUGGGGCAGGAAUUCACAUUCUUCUGCGGUGGGAGUGGGACGCACAGGCACAGCCAAACCAGAGCGUUUCCUGCAGGAGCCUGAAGGCUCCUUAGGAAAUUACGCCCUGGCCUCCCAGCCCUCCACAGUGCGAGCACCCGCACAGGCAGGUGGCCUCAUCUCUAGCCCCCCUCUGUCUUUCUGGCCUCUUUCCUAUCAGAGCCACCUGGAUGACCUGGAUGCCUGCCUGCAAUAUCUUGAGACCAGGCAAUGGAGGGCGAGGCUUCCUUCCACCUCUGUGAUCUAAGCCGAAAGAGGUGCCCCUUUUUCAUAAAUUAGCUUGCUUUUGCCAAACUGUGUUUGGAGCUGAGAAAAGGGGCCUCACUGGCGGAGGGAACCAGAAGACCAGCCAAAGCAAAGGCCACCUGCUCUCCCUGUGUCACUGCUGCUACUGCCUCUGGUGCCACGGCCCACAUGCUCCCGGAUUGGCUCUUGGCAGCAGGCCACAGAGGACACUCAGACUCCUAGGGAACAGACAGCUGCGCCUUCAGAAGAGCCAGUCUGGCUCUUUCCCCCAGCAUAUAUGUGAGUAGAGCUUUUGUGUACAGCAUCUCUAAUGAAUAAACUGACGGUGAUUUCAGACUGGAGGACUAAGUUUCACAUUCUGCAUUUCAUAAAGUUGUCAGCUUUUGACUGGGCUCCUGUCAAACCUAUAACCUACCUUCUCCCUCUCUAGCCAAGAAAUCCAUUAUUGCCAUAAUUUGGGGGCAGUUCACGUAUAGCACUUACAGAAAUACCUUCCCUUAGUCACGAUGGGCUUUCUCCUCCCAGACCCACAGUCCCCUAGAGUAAUCGCUGCCCACCUUGGCCUCGGGGCCAACCACUUCUCUCCCAGGCUGUUCUCCUGAGUGGCCAAAGCUCCUGGUACAGAGUCAGGUUCUCUUUGUUUGUAUUGGGCCUCUGGUUUUCCUAAAGCACAAGUCCAUGUAGAAGCCUGUCCCCUCUCUACACCAGUCCCAGGUGAUCCGGGUCUCUCCCACUGCCUCAGGAAGACCUUCACUGUACCUGAGCUUCUGACAUCUGCCAUUGCAGCUGCCUUAGUGAUGCCAGGGGCGGGGCGGGGGGCGUGCCAGGCCCAUCUUUCUUUUUCCCUGUGAGACUCCUUUCGGCCACGUUCUUCUCCUGGCAGAUCUGCUUCCAGAUUGAUUUUUGAGAACCAUCACUUUUACAUUCCUGAUUCUGGUUCGUUUGUUUUUGUUCUUUUCGAAUUUCCCAAAACUUAAAACGCUACCCUGAAAAUACUAUAUUUUUGAGUUUUUUUCGUAUCACCUUUGCGCUGCUGGAUCUUUGGGGGGAAAUACAGACUCCUUCAGCGCCAAGGUGUUUAAGAUUUGCAACUAGCAAUGCAAUUUUUUCUAAAUAUGAGGAUAUUACCUUUAUUAAGAAAUUAUACUAAACAAUGAUGUCCUUGAUCAUUUUCUGUUCUCAUAUUGCUUUUGAUUCUACUUUGAUUCUGUGUGGUGGUGAACAAAGAUCAUUACAAACGAAAACUGUAAUUUUGUUAUCUUUGAUUCAAUGGAAUUUCUUUACUUAAAAAAAUAAAGACUAAAAAUGUGC
Molecule: messenger RNA, 7052 nt
Organism: Cavia porcellus (domestic guinea pig)
Lineage: Eukaryota; Metazoa; Chordata; Mammalia; Rodentia; Caviidae
Gene: Abhd2
Product: abhydrolase domain containing 2, acylglycerol lipase
Exons: 11
Coding region: 235-1512 (425 amino acids)
Biological process (GO): medium-chain fatty acid biosynthetic process; steroid hormone receptor signaling pathway; medium-chain fatty acid catabolic process
Cellular component (GO): sperm plasma membrane; sperm flagellum
Molecular function (GO): monoacylglycerol lipase activity; acetylesterase activity
Source: RefSeq, a predicted model, not a curated record